UCGGCGCAGCUACACUCUGUUAAUUACAAUAACGUGAUUGGACAAUCAUAUGUAUUUACAUGUGGUUAUGCUGAUUGGCUGAACGUUGUGGGACGGUAUACUACGGCUAUGAUGAAAAUGUGCUUUUACGAUUUAAAUUGUGAUGGUAACCGGUUUCUACUAGCUAUACGUGGGGGUUGUGGUAUAUGCCAAUAUAACACUGCUAAGAAUUGUAUCUAGGGAAUCCGCGUUGCAAUGUGCCAAAGAACCAUCGCUGCCCAUAGUAUAUUGUCCACGCGCCUCUGCCUUAUUGCUUAAUCACAGGGCUAGUCUCAGGCUUACUUAGCUAAUGUCAGCUUUCUUAUUCGUUGGCCAUUUGAGCUUGCUGUCUCAAACAUUGAGUAAAGCAGUUAUGCCAUGUAUGACAUGGACAGUGUGGACAUGGAUCCUGAAGUUGCACGUGGGCUGUUUGAGGAGGGGGCAACCCUGGUGCUGCUUGGGGUUCCCGCGGGUACAGAGCUGGGUAUCGAUUACAAAAGCUGGCAGGUCGGGCCUCGCUUCCGGGGGGUGAAGAUGAUUCCACCAGGCCUCCACUUCCUCCACUACAGCUCCUCCAACGCGGCGAGCUGCGGCGGUGAAACAGGCCCCAGAACAGGUCUAUUUCUGACCCUGAAGCCCAGAGAAAUCCUGCUAGCCAACUGGGUUCCCAGUGAGGAGGAUCUGGACUUUUCCGCCUCUCAGAAUCAAGAGGAGGUGGCUCGGGUGCGGGCAGGCCUACAAGACCUGGACCCUUUCCUCGGACCCUACCCGUACGAGGUGUUGCGCAAGUGGGUCUCCCUCACCGACAAGGUAAGCCAGGAGUUGGCCUCCCGGCUGCAGCCUCUCUCCGGGCGCGUGUGCGCCUUCAGCGACGUGAUCCCAGAGGUCCAGCUCACGCACACCAAGGACCGCGUGGAGCAGAACCUGCCCAGGAACGACACUGAGUGCCAGAGCAUGAAGGAGGGCCUUGACAAGCUGCCCAAGAUGAAGCCAAGAGAGGGGACUGCGCUGCGCUUUUCCCCCAUCCCUAAAAAGACCUACCCUCCCGGGGCCACCCCGGCCCAAAUAACCCAGUGCAGCAUGGACCUAAGCUAUGCCCUGGACAGCCUUCUGGAGAGCAACCAUCAGCAACAGCCUCUCAACGUGCUGGGAGAGUUGCAGUUUGCGUUUGUGUGCUUCCUCAUUGGGAACGUGUACGAAGGCUUUGAGCACUGGAAGCGCCUGCUGGCCCUGCUCUGCCGCAGUGAGGUGGCCAUGUGCCAGCGGAGGGACCUGUACCUGGGCCUCAUCGCCGUGCUCUACCACCAGCUAGGGGAGGUCCCGCCCGACUUCUUCGUGGACAUCGUCUCCCAGGACAACUUCCUCACCUCCACACUGCAGGACUUCUUCCGGUUUGCGAGUGGGCCGGAGGUGGACCGUACCCUGCAGAAGAGGGCAGAGAAAUUUAAGGCCCACCUGACCAAGAAGUUCUCCUGGGACUUUGAGGCGGACCCUGGCGAUUGUGAACCCGUGGUAGUUGAGCUCCCUGACGGAGUCACUGUGGACUGAGGAGAAAACGGACUAAAAUGCGACAAAGUAAGGUCUUCUGUUGUUUAAGGAGGUACCUGGCUGGAACAUGAAGAGAGGUCGGACACCUGUCAUUUUUAUCUCAUGUCCUUCUCUUGUGCUUCCUUGAAUAUGAGUUUUUCCACCAAAUGCUUUAUGGCUUUGUCGUUCAGACCAGGGCAAUUCAACUCAAUCAUACCACAGUUAGCCAUUCAAUUGUAAGUUUGAGUUUGAGUGGUUUUGAUGGCAUGGGGCACCAAUUGGCACAUGUCAGUUCACAAUUUUCGGGGACCCUUUUUUGCUCAACAGCAGCACUUCUGCAACCAGUGGCCAAAAAUGGCUGAAGGCCUCUGUUUUAAGGAUGGUUUCGUGUGUGGGUUUUUUUUUUUAACCCUAAAAAGACUCACCUAAUUAGGUGCACAGGCUUAAUGAUUAGUUGACCAGUUAAACCAGGUGUGCUAAGUUUUUGGUAAAACUAGAAUGAGAAACGUUUGGGGAGGCCAGAGGAGAGUUGUGGGAGAACUUGCUCUGUAGGUCAACGGGGAACUCACUGAUGCCCUCUAGUGGUUCUUUUGUGUUCAAAAGUAGGGUUAUAAAGACACUGCUGAUGUGUGGAACAACUAAACAAAAGAUUAUACCACUUACCCUAACCAAACCCUUACCAUUGAACCUAACAUUAACUUAUCUUUAAUAAUGUAAAAUGUAAUGUUUUUCACGUCAGGAGUGCCUGUAAUUCUUUUUUUCCUUUAGGCAGUGGACUACCAUCAAGAAACCCUAAAAACACAAGGUCUUACCAAUGUAUGUGGGAACUGAACCUUUUAUAUAAAACCUUGAGCUGAUUGUACUUUGUGUUAGUUUUUUGUUUUCACAAUAGCAGUCAUGUACAGCAACCAGUAAUGUGUGUGGUUUAUUGGUCUUUUUACCUGGUGUGGACUAUCCAGACAAAUGUUAAACCUUUACCCUCCCAACUUUUGUAACUCAUUCUUUCCAUUUAAUUAAACACAGCUUUCUAUGUUAUAGUC
Molecule: messenger RNA, 2585 nt
Organism: Esox lucius (northern pike)
Lineage: Eukaryota; Metazoa; Chordata; Actinopteri; Esociformes; Esocidae
Gene: aar2
Product: AAR2 splicing factor
Exons: 4
Coding region: 397-1566 (389 amino acids)
Biological process (GO): spliceosomal tri-snRNP complex assembly
Source: RefSeq, a predicted model, not a curated record